AGUUGAGGAUUAAGACUUGUUUCUGAGUUAUGACAAUUCAGAUUAGAGAUGUAAGACUUGAUUCUAGGUUAUGACAAGUCAGUGUUAGGAUGUAAGACUUGUUUCAAAGUCAUGACAAGUCGUUUAAGGAUUUGAAUCUUGUUUUGAAGUGAUGAAAAGCCAGCAAUUACAUUAAACAUGUCUCGAGGUUAUUGCAAGUCAAGUUAAGGAAACAAGACUUGUUUUAGGUGGUUACAAUUUGACUCAAAUAUAGAAGUCUGUUUUUAGGUUAUUUAAGGACUUGUGUUAUGCAAGUAAGACAUAGCUGCCACAAAUGAAUAUAAAAUUAAACAUUGAGGCUUCUUUUUAUGAUAUAAUGAAUCAUGUUAAAAGGGGACACAUUUCCCCUUUUAAUGUAAAUUUCAUUGUUAAAGUUAAUUAAAACACAUACCGGUCUCUCAGAAUUCAUCCAAGACAUGCCUAAAAAGAAGGACCUUAUGGCCUCGAGGGCAACUUCUUCUAAGUGGAAGAGAAAAGGUGGGCCAGACAGUUUAACUGAACAAAGUGCUACCACAGUUCUGAACGUUGACUAUGAUAAACUGGUCAAUGCUAUUCUAAAAAAGUCAGGGCAAAUGGCGCAAAAUCUAUGCUCAGUGUUGGAAGGGAUCCCAGAAUUCCAUCAAGAGGAGGUGCAGUUAGUAGCCAAUUCACAAACUCACUCAUCAGGUGAUGCUGUGAACUCUAUAUCAGUGGCUCUGAACAUUGCAAAAUUUAUUAACAGUAUAUUGCAUACAGGUGAGCCAGCAACACCCCCUCAUAAGUCAGAUUCAAUUUGUCUAAUUGAUGGAAUUCCUCUUGCUGCUACCAUUCCUUAUAGGGUAAAGACAAAAUCUGGGAGAACCAAUUUAUUGAUCUCCGUCUUAUAAAGCAGCGGCAAGAGGAACCAAUCUCCUUAAAUAUUGUGGCAGGUUCCAUCACUGUCCAACAUAGUUCUUCAAAGAACAAAGUGUCAUUGUCUAUCCAGCAAUGAACAGAUGGCUUUUUGAUGUCUGCUACCCAUUUUGCUUUCAUGUAUGCUGCUUUAUGUAAGAAUACUCUUAGGGUGUUGCUGGCCACUGCAUGUAUUUUCAUGCUAGUCAUUCCAACAGUUUAUUGAAGUUCAGUGUUUUUAGAAUGUUCAGAAUAUUUAGUGCUAUGCAUUAGCUACUCCGUGUAUUUUAUUACUAGUAUUAUACAUUUAUUUGUAAAACAUUUAUGACGGUCUCUUACAAUUAUCUCUCUCAUUUUUUUAACCAAUUGUCAUUGGAUUUUAUGGCAAAAAUUUUAAGGUGCCGCCUUAUUUUUUAUUUUAUUAUGUUUGUAUUUAUCAAGAUUUAUAAAAAUCAGGGAAGUCCCUAUGUCAUUCUUGUUUAGGUUAUCUGAGUUGUAGUUUUGAUACUCGGGGAUCUCCUUAUUAUAGGGGUUGUAAAUAAGUUGUCAACUUCUUCAAUCGUCAUUGAUAAAUGACAAUAUUCAACCAACAAUAUGUAUUCUAUUGUUAAUUGCCAAGAAAAUUAACAAAGCUGCGGGACAUGAGAAAACCGGUUUCAUCGAAUAGUAUUUUAUAUGCUUAUAAAAAUGGAGAGCAUAAAUUAAAUUAACACUAGUGUAGUGAUGGAAAAGGUCCUUUAUUGAAAAUGAUGAAUUUUUUUUUAACUAUAAUGGGGGAUAACGUUAACAGAUAAUCACACAAUGCGAAAUGGUAUUUCAAUAUGCUGAUCCCAUAAAAUUACAGAUGUACAAUAUACAUAUACACAUGUAUGUAUAUGCACAACAUUACAAACUACAUAAACUAUACAGCAAAAAGAUGACACAAAAAUAAAUAUGUCGAUUCAUGUACCCACUUGUAAAUUGAGAUCAAAGUGUUGUGCAACUAACUUCGCGUAUACUUAAUCUGUAAGAAUGUGUACACCAUUUCUGAAUGAAAUGUAUCUACUGUUACUAAAGGAUAUUGAAAUCCAGACAAUGGUAGCUCUAAUAGGUCAAAUGAUAUCUGCAUCUUUAAAAUGUGAUGAUUAGAUAACUGGCGUUGCGUGCCUUGAGCGCUCUUGUUAAUUCCAGCUACAAUGUACUACUUUAAUUUUCAUAUCUUAUCUUCUGACUUUAUACAUGCAUAAUUUUAAUCAAUCUGCAACCGAGCCAUGAUUGGAUAAUGAGAAAAGGAUUCAACUUCCCGGUUACUAUCUGAUAAAUUCAAAGCUAAAUCUAAUACUGUGAUCUUCAGCUGGGAUACACGGCAUCUCAAUUAAAGGCAAUAAGAUUUACUAAACAUGCAUUGUCUGUUGCGUGCAACAAUUAUCACCUUUGUGAGCAGUGGCCUAUCGGUCAUCAGCGGAAUUCUUAUAUUCAUUGAAUACAGCCUAAACCUCCACCAUGAUCGACUAGCCACGAUGUUCGUGUUCAUGACGAUAGGUGAUUUUAUGUAUGCCGUUGGUUACAUUGUGGGGGAUAUGCGGUACUAUGACCUGUACGAGGAAAUUGACAAUGUGACCAGUACUAACUGCAGUAUACUGUCAGAUGAUGCCAGCAACGACCUGCUUUGCAAAGGGCAAAGCUUUGUUACAACGUACGCAAGUCUGGUGUCGUUUGCUUGGACCUGUAAUUUACUGAUCACGCUAUAUUUAUACUACAUAGGUCAUCACAGACCAUCACGGUUAAGGGAGUGGAUUAUGCACAUUGUCGGAUGGAUUUUACCAGGUAUAAUUGUCAUUAGCGCGGUAUCAGCCGGAGCUCUGGGUGAAGAUAGUGCGGAAUACAGCGGACCUUGGUGCUGGGUGCGGGACUUUCCAUCCAAAGGCGAAAGAAUUCUGUGGAUGCUUUUUGCGGGGAAAUUCUGGGAAAUUUUGACCUACAUCAUUACGUUCGUCAUGUUUGUACUCUGCAUGAAACGUACAAGUUGUGGCAGAAAUGAAGGCGCUCGCUUCACCUUUCGUAUUUCGAUUUACAGAACAGAAUGCCAGAAUAUCAGGAUGAUGUAGAAAUACCGAGAUUUUGCUAUGCGUGGAUAAUUUUGAUGGUCACCCGUUGCUUUGGCACAGCCCGUUUCUUCUUAUAUGUGUCUGAUGUACAAGUUAGCGAUAAGGCAAAUGAAUGGCUGUUGAAUCUACAAAGUUUUGGAGAUGGCAGUUUGGCGUUUGUGAAUUUUAUAUUUUAUCUGUUCACUAACCCCCCUUUUGUACGAAAGUAUUGGAAUCGAAUCUUGGCCUGGAACAGAAAUGGUGAUAGGACAAUGUUAAUAUUGUAGAGGGUGAUUCAAAUGGAUUGGAUAUAUUGCCACAUAAAAAUAGAUAUACGAAACUUAAUUUCCAGAUGCAGCAAGUAAUACAACAAAUCAUAAAUUGUAAACCUUUAUUGAAUAAAUGAGAGCAAUUACAAUUUA
Ostrea edulis (European flat oyster) is the source of this 3397-nucleotide messenger RNA. Its product is annotated as G-protein coupled receptor 157-like. Lineage: Eukaryota; Metazoa; Mollusca; Bivalvia; Ostreida; Ostreidae. Gene Ontology annotation, molecular function: G protein-coupled receptor activity. The transcript has 4 exons. Bases 2289 to 2996 code for a protein of 235 amino acids. Gene Ontology annotation, biological process: cell surface receptor signaling pathway; adenylate cyclase-activating G protein-coupled receptor signaling pathway. The record is from RefSeq and is a predicted model, not a curated record. Gene Ontology annotation, cellular component: plasma membrane.